Teleopsis dalmanni is the source of this 1329-nucleotide messenger RNA. RefSeq lists its product as uncharacterized. The record is from RefSeq and is a predicted model, not a curated record. Bases 52 to 1248 code for a protein of 398 amino acids. The transcript is spliced from 4 exons. Lineage: Eukaryota; Metazoa; Arthropoda; Insecta; Diptera; Diopsidae.
AAUAGCAGCGGUGAAGACCACACAACAAACACGAAAUACGAGUCUACGAGAAUGACUGACACUGUACCAGAAUAUUUAAGUGUUGAUCUAUUUGAGAAGGUCAUAAGCAAUUAUAGAGGAGAAAGUAUUAAAAUUAAAGAUGUCAAAUUUAAGGUGAUCAGUUCAAAUGGAGACAACUACUGCAGCAAUGUGUAUCGAGUAUGUUUGAACUUAGAGGAUGAAAGAAAAGAGCAAUCUACAUUAACAUUGAUUGUCAAAGAUUUGUUUAAAGAGAUAGCACACUUGCAGUUGAAAGAGUUGGAUAUGUAUAAUAAAGUACUUAAAGGCUUAAGUGAUAUCUUAAAAACUUCUGGAAAUGAUGAUUUAGCAAAAAUUAAAUUUUCGCCAUAUUGUUUAUUGGCUACAAGAGAAUUUGGGGAACUCUAUAUUUUUGAGGACUUGACUGCAAUUGGUUAUGAAAUUGGCAGUCGCUGGCAGGGCGUAAGUGAGAAACAAAGCUAUUCUACAAUCAAAAAAUUAGCACAGUUCCAUGCUACCUCGAUGGUACUUGUAGAGAAGAAUCCCAGCAUUAUUGAUUUAAUCAAGGAUUCUCAUUUUAAAAAUGGCCCUCAGGAUUUUUCUGCAAAUUUUGUUUAUGGCAACAUAGAGAGUGCAAUUAAGUAUUUAGAUUCUCUUGAAGGCUUUGAAGAUAUGGCAAAAAAGGUGCGAGAUAAUUGCAACAAUUUUUCAAAGAAAAUUCAGGCAGCUGUAAAUACUGACCUAUGUCAAUUUAAAGUAUUAAAUCAUGCCGAUCUUUGGGUGAAUAAUAUAUUAUUUAAUUCUGAAGACGAUGCAGUAUUUCUUGAUUAUCAACUAUCAUUUUACGGAAGUCCUGGUAUCGAUUUAAAUUUCUUUUUACACACCAGUGUUCGAUUGCAAAUCGUACAAAGCAACCGAUACAAGUUUUUAAGAUAUUAUUACAACAAUCUAAAGUUAACUCUGAAGAGUCUAAAGUAUGAGAAUAUACCAACCUUCGAACAACUAAUAGAAGAAGUACGAAGAACAGAGUUUUAUAGUUUUUAUGCAGUUGCAGCGGAAUUGCCAUUGAUGUGUUUAACCCCUGAACAGUCUAAAACUAUGUCUGUUCCGGCAUUUUCAAAUCCAGAGAUAAUGGAACAAAUGCGAAUGGAGUUGUUUUCUAAUGAACGUGUGAGAAAAACACUUGAAUACUCUUUGGACCGAUUAAAUGAAUUAGGAGUUUUGGAUUAAUAAUUAUGAUAAGUAAUUGUAAUUCUGAUGAUAUGGAAUCAUAUAAAAGCGCUAUUAAAUAUAACUAAACUAAUUACAUUA